AUGUCUACAGCUGUUCUCAAACCUUCAAAUAUCUUGUCAGCUGAACAUCACACCACGAGACUAAAUUACCCUCUUAUUAAAAUGCAACAAUUAAAUAUGGCACCUGCUAUUCAACCUUCUUCAAUACCCACUGUUCGUCAAUCUACAAUCAAUAAUUGUACUGAGCCAGAAGUCGAUU
Molecule: messenger RNA, 178 nt
Organism: Racocetra persica
Lineage: Eukaryota; Fungi; Glomeromycota; Glomeromycetes; Diversisporales; Gigasporaceae
Source: the annotation of a GenBank genome assembly